CGGGAGCCUAUAAAAGCCGGUGACGGCGCGACCCGCGGACACACGGUGCAGGCGCCCGAGGAGCAGCCGCUUCUAGAACGGCGCCAAAUCCUGCCCUGCCUCGACCAGCCGCACGACCAUGGCCCAUCACUGGGGAUACGGCAAGCACAAUGGACCCGAGCACUGGUAUAAGGACUUCCCCAUUGCCAAGGGACAGCGCCAGUCCCCUGUUGACAUCGACACCAAAGCAGCCAUUCAUGACCCUGCCCUGAAGGCUUUGUCUCCUUCCUAUGAGCAAGCGGUUUCUCGCAGGAUCAUCAACAAUGGUCACUCUUUCAACGUGGAAUUCGAUGACUCCCAGGACAAAGCAGUGCUGAAAGGAGGACCCCUCACUGGCACUUACAGAUUGAUUCAGUUUCACUUUCACUGGGGUUCAUCUGAUGGGCAAGGUUCUGAGCACACUGUGGAUAAAAAGAAAUAUGCUGCAGAGCUUCACUUGGUUCACUGGAACACCAAAUAUGGGGAUUUUGGAAAAGCUGUGCAGCAACCUGAUGGACUGGCUGUUUUGGGUAUUUUUUUGCAGAUUGGCGAUGCCAGACCAGGCCUACAAAAAGUCCUCGAUGCCCUGGAUUCCAUAAAGACAAAGGGUAAGAGUGCUGACUUCACUAACUUUGACCCUCUUGGCCUCCUUCCUGGAAGUUUGGACUACUGGACCUACCCAGGCUCACUGACCACUCCUCCCCUUCUGGAAUGCGUGACCUGGAUUGUGCUCAGGGAGCCCAUCAGCAUUAGCAGUGAACAGAUGAUGAAAUUCCGUAAGCUUAACUUCAAUAAGGAGGGCGAGCCUGAAGAACUGAUGGUGGACAAUUGGCGCCCAGCUCAGCCACUGCACAACAGACAGAUUAAUGCGUCCUUCAAAUAAGAUGGCCUCAGAGCCCACAUCCAGAUAGUGGAUAUUCGGGAUAUUAGCUAAGCACAAAUCUACCUUGGUGGAUCGGACCUUGGCUGCUUUGUGUCUGGUUUUCUAGAUCCUUAUCUCUCACCUGUUGUCCUCAUUAGUAAAAUGUGAAGAACUUGACCAGCUGUCGUGCUUGACCAAAUUGCUGUGAUUGGUGCUUUGGUUCUGGUAAUAGCCUUUCUGUAGGAGAGAAUAUAAUAUAAGGAAUAAGAGAACAAAGCAUCUUGACUUUGUUCGUAGCACAUGGGGUGAUGAGCACGGACAAUUGUUCACAAAAAUGCUAACUUUAAAACAUAGGAAAGUAGAGUGAUUGAGUGCAAAUCCAUUCCAU
Molecule: messenger RNA, 1268 nt
Organism: Lontra canadensis (Northern American river otter)
Lineage: Eukaryota; Metazoa; Chordata; Mammalia; Carnivora; Mustelidae
Gene: CA2
Product: carbonic anhydrase 2
Exons: 7
Coding region: 119-901 (260 amino acids)
Cellular component (GO): cytoplasm
Molecular function (GO): zinc ion binding; carbonate dehydratase activity
Source: RefSeq, a predicted model, not a curated record